GCAAUAAUUAAGAAAUUAACUAAAAAGAAAGAAAAAAAACAGGGGCCAAAGAUCGAAAAGAUUUAUAAAUACUAAACUAUAUCAUUAAUUCCAAUGUUGUAUUGCUCUAUGAGUAUUUUUUUAUUAUGCUGAUAAAUUACACCAUAUGAAUAACCUAUGAAUUCAUUUUGUUAUAAUUUCAUAGGGUAUUUAUUAACGAACGAACGAAAAUAAAAGUAAUGAACUCCAACAAUCAUUAAAUAAGUAACAAAUGAUUUUGUUUAAAGUUUUCAUUUUAUUGCUACCUUUCUUUGUUUACAGUGAAUCGAUUAUAAGGAUUCAAUUACAUUCAUCUCUUCAUUUAAACUUAUCUUAUCCUGUAUUGAAUGAUCAAUGGAAUUUAUCAAUUAAACAAUUCAAAAAUAAAUGGUUACAAAGACUGACAUCAUCAAAGGAUGGAAUAUAUGCUGAAUAUUUAGAAAAUUACCAAAAUAUUGAAUAUUAUGGAGAAAUUUCUAUUGGGACUCCACCUCAAACAUUUUAUGUGAUAUUCGACACAGGAUCACCAUACUUAUGGAUACCAUCUAAAAUGUGUGAUUCCAGUGAUUUAGCAUGUCAAUUACAUCAUAAGUAUGAUAGUUCAAAAUCUUCAACUUAUAAACCGAAUGGUGCAUUAUUUUAUGUCAAAUACGGCACUGGAAUAGCAUCAGGGUUUUUAAGCUCAGAUUGUGUUCAUAUCGGUUCAUUGAAUAUUGUAGAUCAAACAUUUGGUGAAGUAACUCAUCAACCUGGUCAAGUAUUUAUAAAUUUUCAUUUUGAUGGAAUUAUGGGUAUGGGAUUUCAACAAAGCUCACAAAAUUCUAAUCCAACACCUAUAUUUUUGAAUAUGAUUGAACAGCAUUUAGUAGAUAAACCUGUAUUUUCAGUUUAUUUAAAUCUUAAUGAAGAUAAAACAACUAGUGGAGAAAUAAUGUUUGGUGGGAUUGAUGAUAAAUAUUAUACUGGUGAUUUAACUUAUUCAGACGUUGUAAGUGAAGAAUAUUGGAUGAUUAAAAUAGAUGGUAUAUCAAUCAACGACAAAAUAUUUUGUCCAAGUGGAAGUACCGCACUAAUCGAUACGGGUACAACCUUAAUAUCAGGUCCAACUGAAAAAAUUAAUGAUAUAAAUAAAUAUCUUGGAAGUUUACAACUAUCUGAUAAUGAAUACAUUGUGGAUUGUAAUAAAAUGCACAAGUUACCAAUAAUCGAAAUAAAGAUUAAUGGCAAAUCUAUUCAAUUGAAAGCAGAUGAUUACAUUGUUGAGAAAGUUUCAAACGGUUCACGGAUUUGCAGGACUUGCUUCAUUGGUACUGACUUCCCAAGUGGCCCGUUAUGGAUAUUUGGGGAUGUAUUUUUAAGAAAAGUUUAUACAGUAUUUGAUGUUGGUCAACGGCGAAUAGGAAUUGCUGAUGUCGCAGAUGUUAAAUCUUCGUGAACAAAAAUAAUAUUUGUGGGAUAGUCAAUAAUUCUCUUUCCGGUUUCUGAAGUAAUAUCGUUGAACUGAAUUAUCUAGUUAACAAUAUAUGAAACGAUAAAAAAACGUCUUUUUGAUUUUAUGUGAUUUUGCGCUUACUAUUUCUUUUUUACUUAUACUGCAUUGUUGUUUGCUUUUUCAUUUUCUCAGUUGUAUAAAUAAGCAAAAACACCAUAUCGGAA
Messenger RNA from Schistosoma margrebowiei, 1674 nucleotides. Lineage: Eukaryota; Metazoa; Platyhelminthes; Trematoda; Strigeidida; Schistosomatidae. The record is from the annotation of a GenBank genome assembly.